This is a messenger RNA of Cladophialophora psammophila CBS 110553, 681 nucleotides long. RefSeq lists its product as uncharacterized. The transcript is spliced from 2 exons. NCBI's taxonomy places the organism in Eukaryota, Fungi, Ascomycota, Eurotiomycetes, Chaetothyriales, Herpotrichiellaceae. The record is from RefSeq and is a predicted model, not a curated record. The coding region runs from base 1 to 681 and encodes 226 amino acids.
AUGGCUGUGCGCGGUAUUAUCGGCGCCUUCUCGACGAACGCCAGGCCAGAUCUUUUCCCCGACGAUGCCCUGAUGUCCUGGUACGAUAAUAUCCACAUACCUGAUGUCAUAGCUACGAGUGGAAUGAAAACUGCUCUCCGGUACGAGGCUUUAGACCCUAAUGCUAAGUAUUCCUGGCUGGUGGUAUAUCCCGUGAAGGAUAUCAAUUUUGCGGGAACGGAAGAAUUUGACAAUAUCCCCAAAGGGGGACAUGAGGAGAUAGAUGCACAUCAGUUCACGGAUUUGGCUCAGCUGGAUCUUAGGAUUGGCGCGCGUAUUCAGGUGUUCGAGCCUCCGAGCGCAACAAAAGGUCGAAGCUCGUACCUCCUAGCAGAGUCGAUUAAUAUACCGAGCGAAGAUGUGGCCCAGUUUGACAGGUGGUAUAACGCUGAAUUUCUGCCAGCGCUUACAAAAAUGUCAUCUUUCCGCCGCGCGACCCGUUACAAUGUGGUGCAAUCCUUAGUUCCUGGCGGACCGAAGCAUCUGGUUUUCUACGAGUUCGACACGGCCGAAAUUCCGAUGGACCAGAUCCAGAGAGGCAGGCAAAAUCCAAAGGCUCAAGAGGUUCUGAAGAGCGCGACAGUGGAGGAUGUUGGUUACAAACUGGUGAAAGAGGCCGGCGUACUAGAUGAAUCACUGUAG